Molecule: messenger RNA, 2164 nt
Organism: Austrofundulus limnaeus
Lineage: Eukaryota; Metazoa; Chordata; Actinopteri; Cyprinodontiformes; Rivulidae
Product: nuclear factor 7, brain-like
Exons: 1
Coding region: 655-2076 (473 amino acids)
Biological process (GO): protein ubiquitination
Molecular function (GO): zinc ion binding; ubiquitin-protein transferase activity; protein binding
Source: RefSeq, a predicted model, not a curated record
ACAGUUGCCUGUCUUGUCUUCGGACUUGAAGAUAAAGACUUGGGACUUGCAAAUGACCGGUUCCACUUCUGGUAUUUAUGUAAAAUAAUAAAUACAAGCAGUGGAUCACAGACACCUCUUCCUGAAAACAAAGGGARGAGAAACAGAAAGUCAGACUCUGGUGAACUUUCACCUCCAUAUGAAGGUUUGUGAUCUUCUGUUUGCUUUCGGUUUUGUUCUUGUUGUUUCUUUGCCUUUAGCCACUUAUUUUAUCACCAAAGCUACUGAACCAAAGACUGUGGGCUGAAACAGCCUCUUCACAAUUUAAAGGAUUUUUUUCCAAAAAUGAAAAUGUCUUAAGGAUAGAGAAGUUGCCCGGAUCUUAAGUUUAAAGAAACGAUUCUUUAGGGUGUCGGUUUGUGUCUCUGUCAGACGUUGAUGAGGCUCCAGAUCAAACCUGACAAGAAAUCCAGUUUGUCCACAUACUGGUGAAAAAGACAAAGCACAUGCCACGUAUUGUGUCAAAGCUCCACCUUUCGCCCGGCACACCCAAACCAACAAGAUCCAGAUCAAAGAUGUACCAGAGACGACAAGAAACGCAACAUUUCUGGUGUUGACCGGCUUUGUUUAAAGAUCRCAGUCCAUUACAGCGAAGGGAAAGUUCACAUCUGGAGAAUGGCCUCGCUACAGGAUGAUCUCUCCUGCAUUAUCUGCCACGACAUCUUCAAAGAUCCCGUUCUCCUGCCGUGCAGCCACAGCUUUUGUAAAGUCUGUCUGCAGAACUGGUUCCAGGAUAAACGGAGGAAGCUCUGCCCAGUCUGCAGAAGAGAGGUUCCUGAAAGUGACCCUCCUUUGAACUUGGCUUUGAAGAACCUCUGCGAGGACUUCCUGCUGAGGGGAAACAAGAAACAAUCUGCAGGGCCCGUGGAUCUCUGUGGGCUCCACUCUGAGAAACUCAAACUGUUCUGCAUGGAUCAUAAGGAGCCCGUUUGCGUGGUCUGCAGAGACUCAAGGUCCCACGCAAACCACGAACUGAGACCCAUCGAUGAAGCUGCGGACCACCACAGACUGGAGCUCCUGGGGUUACUAGAACCUGUGAGGGAGAAGCUGAAGAUUUCCAAGAAGGUUAAAGAAAACUGCGACAAGACGUCAGAGCACAUAAAGGUCCAGGCCCGACGAACGGAGACGCGAAUCAGGCUGGAGUUUGAGAGGCUUCAUCAGUUUCUACGUGACGAAGAAGAGGCAAAGAUGGCUGCUCUGAGGGAGGAAACGGAGCAGAAGAGUCAGGUGAUGGUGCAAAAGAUCACAGGACUUAAUCAGGACAUAGCUACCUUUUCUGACACCAUCAGAGCGACGGAGGAGACGCUGAAAGCCCAAGACGUCUCGUUCUUGCAGAGCUACAAAUCUUUGGUUAAAGAAAUCCAGCAGUGCUUCCUGAUAGUUGAUCCAGAACCGGUUCCAGGAGCUCUGCUCRAUGAGGCCAAACACCUCGGCAACCUGAGCUACAACAUCUGGAACAAGAUGAAGGGGAUGGUCUCCUGCACCCCCCUGGUUCUGGAUCCAAACACSGCUCACCCAGAACUGACUCUGUCUGCAGAUCUGACCAGCCUGAGACGCGGGGAGAAGCAGAAACUCCCUGAAAACCCAGAGAGGUUCGACUCGUCCACCUCCGUCCUCGGUUCCGAGGGGUUCGACUCGGGGAGCCACAGCUGGGAGGUGGAGGUUGGAGACAGUUCCUCCUGGGAGGUGGGAGUCGCGGCCGAGUCUUUUCGGCAGCGGGGGGAGUCGGGCGAGCAGGAGGGGUUGUGGAAGGUGGCGUUCCUCAAAGAUAAAUAUGCAGCGAGCGCCUCCCCCCAGGGCCCGGACACCUCUAUCAUGCUGAAGAAGAUCCAGAAGAUCCGGGUUCACCUGAACUGGAGCAGAGGAAAACUGGUCUUCUCUGAUCCCGACUCCAACGCCUACAUUCACGCCUUCAGAGCCACUUUCACCGAGAAGCUGUUCCCGUACUUUAACACCAGCAAAGAAACGCCACUCAGGAUUUUACCUGUGGAUAUUUCUGAGAACAACACGGCUGGCAGGUGGUGGCCUUUUGCUUGAUUCAAUAAAACAGACCUGGAAAAACUGAAACAGUUCUGAUCUGUUAAAAAGAAAAAUCAGUAGGUCCUCUGGAUGGUUCUUCUUUAGU